Messenger RNA from Cladocopium goreaui, 1107 nucleotides. The record is from the annotation of a GenBank genome assembly. Lineage: Eukaryota; Dinophyceae; Suessiales; Symbiodiniaceae.
AGGGCACUGGUCAGCGAUGGUGGUCCUCACGGGAAAAUCUGCGGCUCGUUGCACGAGCACUGAAGAUGGAGCACUUCGCUGUUCUGGAUGGCUUUCUGCCUGAGGAGGUGUGCCAGGAAUUGGAAGAUGGCGCUCGCCACGCCAAGCCGGAGAUGGUGCGGGGCGCAACCGGUGCUGCUGCCAAAGUGCAGGGAGGGACUGACUUGGCGAAGGUGCUGAAUCAACCCAGCCGAGGGGAUGUGGUGAAGUUUUCCGAUGAUGGCCAAAUGCCCGGAUGUCAAGACUUCCUGCGCGACUUGGACGCCCUGGUGGAUGGCCUCAAGUCCUGCGAGGACACCGCGCCCAAGCUGCGUUGCGUGGACUGGGCCAAUGGUGCUAUGUUUGCCAUAUAUCCGGGAGGUGCUUCCAGAUAUAUCAAGCAUGUGGACAACACGCUGCGCACAGAUGGCCGACGCCUGACAGCGGUGCUGUAUUUGAAUCGCCACUGGACUGAGAAAGAUGGCGGCUGCCUGCGGAUUUUUGAGCCGACCAUGCAGAGCUGUCAGGUGAAGCGCGAUGUGGAACCGCUGUGGAAUCGCUUGGUGCUUUUCUGGUCCACACAAGAAGUACCACAUGAGGUACUUGCAAGCUACAAGGACCGCCUGGCAGUGAGCGUUUGGUUCAUUUGCGGCGAAGAAAGCUUGCGAAGUUCUGAGCCCUUCCAGCGGCUCUUCUGCCCCACAAAGUUGAGGUGUCUGAGUGGCGACCGGCGACAGUGCUUGCUAAGAGCUGCAAGAAGCGAAGAAGAGAGGUCGAGCCUGGCAAAGCUUCCGUUGGCGACCUCGUUUGGUGCGGAGUUGGAAGAGCUAAGCAGGCUCUUCGGCUGGCGCAGUGAGGAGGAAGUUCAGCGUGAACAAGAUACCGCGCAGGAUCAAGCCAUCCGCCUGGCAGUGCAGAAAGCUUUGGAUGGACAUCGCCCAGAGGAGGCCUUUGGUUUGAAGGCUCACAAGGUGAUUGAAAUUCCCAAGAACCCUUUGGACUUCGAGAUUGUGGAUGACGAAGUGCUGUUCGGACUGGUGGAUUAAUUCUCGUGCUGAGUCUGAGUGCAACCAAAGAAAUUGUUGCAAA